Messenger RNA from Effrenium voratum, 1251 nucleotides. The record is from the annotation of a GenBank genome assembly. NCBI's taxonomy places the organism in Eukaryota, Dinophyceae, Suessiales, Symbiodiniaceae.
AUGGCUGUGACAGAGGAGGAGAUAAGAUGCGCGGCUUCGUCCAAAGAAAGCGAGAAGCCGAUGUCAAAGGACGUGGAUCGAUCCACUUCCGACGACGACGAUGAGGUUACGGCCGAAGGCAACGGUCCCAGCACCGCGCUGGACCUCACGGACGAUUGGAUCGAAGAUCACAUGAAGGACGUGACUGUGGCUGUCAUUGGCAACGUGGACAGCGGCAAGUCCACCCUGGUGGGGGUCCUCACCAAGGGCGGCCUUGACGAUGGCCGCGGCCAGGCCCGCGCCAAGGUCUUCAACUUCUCCCACGAGGCGGCCAACGGGCGCACCAGCAGCAUCGCCCAGGAGAUCAUGGGCUUCGCUCCGGGGGGCGACCAGGUCCUCAUCGAGCGCAUGGCGACCACCACGGCCAACUCGAGGAACACCACGUGGCAGCAGGUGGUGAGCCAGUCGGAACGCUUGGUGACCUUCAGUGACCUUUGCGGUCAUGAGAAGUACCUGAAGACCACCAUCUUUGGGCUGGUGGGGCAAUGUCCCGACUACACCAUGAUCAUCGUGAACGCCAACGCGGGGUUCCAGCGCAUGUCGCGGGAGCACCUGGGCAUCGCGCUGGCGCUGAGCAUCCCCUUCUUCAUCGUGGUGACCAAGAUCGACAUCGCCCCUCAGAAUGUCUACGAGGAGAACCUCGCUCAGCUGCACAAGAUCGUGAAGUCCAACGCCGUGAAGCGGCAGCCCUUGGUGGUCAAAGAGGAGGCUCAGAUGCAGGCCGCGGCGAGCGGCAUCUACAACAAGGAGGUUUGCCCAAUCUUCUGCGUGUCCAACGUCACUGGUGACGGUCUCCCGCUGCUGCGCUGCUUCCUGCGGUGUCUUCCCUCGCGGCUGCAGGAUAGCGGGCUCUUCAAGCCUCCUAGCUGCCCGGCGGAGUUCCACAUCGACUCCAUCUACGUGGUGCCGGGCGUCGGCCUCGUGGUGGGCGGCGUGGUCCGAGCCGGGCGCAUCCGCCCGGGGCAGCAGCUCCUGCUUGGCCCGGACAAAGUGAGCCAGUUCAAGCCGGUGCUGAUCAAGACCAUCCAGUACAAGCGCGUGAACGUGGAUUCCGCAGAGAGCGGCCAGCACUGCAGCUUUGCCCUGCGGUCUCUAGUGAAGAGGGAAACUCUGAAGAAGAGCAUGUUCAGAAAAGGCAUGGUCUUGCUAAGUCCUGAGACGCAGCCCAGAGCUAUUUGGUCCUUCAAGGCAGAGGCCAGGGCAAGUUCAUGA